This is a messenger RNA of Vollenhovia emeryi, 3477 nucleotides long. It is a transcript of the gene sud1, whose product is annotated as prolyl 3-hydroxylase OGFOD1. Lineage: Eukaryota; Metazoa; Arthropoda; Insecta; Hymenoptera; Formicidae. The transcript is spliced from 2 exons. The record is from RefSeq and is a predicted model, not a curated record. Gene Ontology annotation, biological process: peptidyl-proline hydroxylation; regulation of translational termination. Gene Ontology annotation, molecular function: iron ion binding; peptidyl-proline dioxygenase activity; L-ascorbic acid binding. Gene Ontology annotation, cellular component: cytoplasm. The coding region runs from base 843 to 2633 and encodes 596 amino acids.
UGCAAGCAAUCGAAUUCGCAAUAAGUUAAGUUAAAGUUAACAGCCUUGAAAAUUGAACUUGGUUGAGAUACAAGUUAAUCCACGAUAAAAUUAAUUGAAUUGACAGUUAAGUCAAUAACAAAAGGCGCCGGUGGUCGCGAGUGCUACACUCCCGACGUCGGGGAACGGACGUUCUCCGAAAGGUUAGUACGCGGAAGCGCCCGAGGUCGUCGGAUCGACGUUGUUGCGCGCGCGUUGCGCUGUGUCGCCGCGCCGUAACGCCGUGUGUUUACGACGCACGUACGAAGAGAGAGACAGGUCUCCGUGGCGCAUCGGCGUUCGCCGUCAUUUCCAUGGGCGCGACACGUGGCACGCGACUGGGGACCCCACGUGGACUUUACGCAACCCGGGACAAUUGGGGAUAACUGAUCGACGCGUCCGCCCGACGAGACCCCGACCGGCCCGUCCGUCGUCCUGGAUGACACGCCGACGGGACUUCGCCGCGCGGGGCCGACAAAUCGGGGCGAGCCGCGGAGAGGUUAGGCCAGAGGUGUCACGUGCGUUCGAGACUGCCAGGAGCGGGAAGGAGCGCGCGGCCGGUAACGAUUGACGGCACUUUCUCGGGAUCGUCCGAUCGAGCGAGCCAACGGAGUAUCUCGGUACAGUCAUGUUAUGCUAUUUAUACAAUUAUUUACGGCGCGAGGGGGAGGCCGCUCUGCGUUGAACACGCUUAGGAGAAUUUCUGCCGCGGUAGCGCGGUAAUGCGUCACUAUCUCGCCGCCAAAGUCGUCUAUUAGAGAAGGGAAGGAGUAGAUUUGUGGGCCCAGGAUUUCCACGUCGAGCCCGGGAGAAACGAGGAGACUAUGGCGGACCCGACCUUGUUCUCGGAGCACGUCAACAGCGCCAAGCUCCAGAAGGAGUUCCAAAGGCACUGGCACUCCCGCAGCGAUUUUAAGACCGCCAACCUGGAGAUCGUAUCGAGACCCUUUAAAGUGUGCAGGAUAUCGAACUUCUUGAGGGACGAGAGCGUCUUGGAGGACUUGAAGAGCGAAUUGGAGCGUCACAAGCAUACGAGGAAAGUCCUCGAUCUCUAUCAGUUUGAGAAAACCGAGGACCUGUGCUCUGCCGCCGACAAGUGCAUUCAGAGGCUGAACCGAGCCUUCUGCACGGACCUGGUAAAGUGGAUGCAGCGAAACAUGAGCAUCGAGCUAAACGGAAAUGUCUCGAUGUCGAGCGCCCGUUACCGCGAUACGGACCGCUUGUUGUGUCACGACGACAACAUGGACGACCGAAGGAUCGCUUACAUAUUGUAUCUGACCAAAGACUGGUCGCAGGAGGACGGCGGCGCCUUGGAUAUCUUCGACACGGACGAGGAAGGCUGGCCCAGAGAGAUAGUAAGGUCGUUAAUCCCAGAGUACAAUUCGUUCGUCUUCUUCGAAGUGGAGGACAAUUCCUACCAUCAAGUAGCCGAGGUGUUGACGGACAAGUGCAGGUGGUCGCUCAACGGUUGGUUUCACGGCCGGCUAGGGACGAGUCUCCACAAGUUGGCGAGAACCAGCGAGCCGGCGAGGGCCUUGGUGCAACCGAGCCCCACCGAGGUGCAGUUGCACUCCUGGAUCCCCGCCCAAUACCUGACGCCCGGCAUAAUGGAGCAGAUUCACGAGGACGUCGAGAUGCUGUCUUACACGCUUCUCAAGGGCUUCCUGAAGGAGUCCGCGUACCGGCGAGUCGCGAGUGAACUGACGUCGCGGGAUAUCAGCUGGCGGAUGAUCGGCCCACCGGACAUGCGUCGCUACGAGACAGCCGACGAGCAGACCUUGCCGGAGCCGCUCAAAGACUUCUGCGAUCUAUUCAGGUCUAUCUCCUUCUUUCGGUUGCUGGCGAAAUACACGGGGCUCGACCUGGUGCCCGAGGAGACCAAGAGACCGAAAGUGACGCUGGAGUUACAGAGGUGGUCGUCGGGCUGUUACACGUUGCUGUACGACAGAUCGCUGUUGGAAGACACAGACGAGUCGACGAACAUCGACGAUAACGUGAGCACCACCGCAGUGGCGUCGACCUCGGGUGUCUCGACCAGUGAGACCGACGUGGACGUGGUGGGGCGGAGUCGGGAGUUGAAGAGGGGACGAAUCGACGACUCUCCUUCCUCAGCGGAUUCGCCCGACAAGAAAAAACGGCACCCGGACAGUGACAGCCAAUCGGACGUUGACGCGGAGUGUUCGAGUAAGCACGAACGUGACACGGACACGGACGAGAUGUCUUCUUCAGACGAGAGGUUGUCUAGUAGCGGCACAUCAGCCAGUAGCAACGAGUGCGAUCUCAACACGGUUGAUCCUUUUGGGGCCAUGAUUAAGAGGUUUAUCAGGAAGGACGAUCCUCUCAGUGAGGACGAGUCUGUCAGUAAGGAUGGCGACUUCCUGCUCGACGUGAUAAUUCAGUUCCAUGUCGAGGAUGCCAAAGGCAUACCGAAGACGGAGGACACGAUAGACUUCGUGGAUCCUGGCAAGCAGGACGGUACUCUGAUCCAGAUCCCGACGCGGGACAACCAUUUAUGUCUAGUCUACAGAUCAGCCAUGGUGUCCCGUCUUCAAAAGUACCUCAAUCAUUUCUACGAUGGCUAUUCUUACACCUUCGUGUGCACAUAUUAUGAAUAGUACAAUUCUUUAGUCGAAUCAACAUCAUUCUGUUGAGAGAGAUCGAUGUUCGUGUUUCAAGCCCGGCGUGACCGUUGCUUUUACAGUCGACAUAUUUUCGGAGAGACGAGCAACAGUCUCUUUACGAAUGAAAAGAGGGGUUUUCCUUUUAAACUAAUGUUCGUAUUUUAACGUAUUCACCGGUGCCCAUCACGCGCGCCAACGUAGAUCGCCUAUCUCUCCGCGAUUUUUCUUGUUACAGAAAAACUUACAAAAGGCGCGCACGCACGUUAAUUAUAUUUUUUAUGGAAGCUGCUAAUUUAAGUGGUGGAUAAUACAAUUUCCGAAAGAAAAUGUACAAGGGCGACGUGUUCGUAAAAGUGUUCAACCGCAAAUUUUAACUUCAACUAGGUAUAUAUAUGUUUAUUAGAAAAGUAUUUCUUUGAUAUUUAGGAUUUAGUGUAUAUAUAUAUAUAUAUAUAUAUAUGUUUGAAAUAUGAAAUGUACAUCACAAAAGACAUUUCCACAAUGAUCGCGAGUUGCUUUAUCGGCGAAUAUUAAAGAACAGGAAGAGAAAUCGUUUUGUAAAAUUGUGAACGUGAAACGAAUGAUCCAUUUAGCGAUUAAUACGUUCUAAAUGCUCUCCGAUUGAUUUUUUUGUAUAAUUGAAUAUAGUACCCCCAUUUUAAUAAGUUUAUUGUCACGUUCGCGGUAAGUUUUGUCAAAGCUGCCGACAACAGAUUUACGAUCGAGAUACUUGGGUAUCUCGAGAAUAAUUCCUACUUGCGAUAUCAAACGAGAGAUUUCCGUGCACAGAUAUAUAUAUAUAUGUGUGUGCGUGUGCGCGCGCGCGCGCGCGCGUGUG